AUGCGUGAAAUCGUCCACCUCCAGGCUGGCCAAUGCGGCAACCAAAUCGGAGCCAAGUUCUGGGAGGUGAUCUCCGACGAACACGGCAUCCAGCCUGACGGCCAAUACAAGGGUGAAUCCGACCUGCAGCUCGAGCGUAUCAAUGUCUACUACAAUGAGGCCACCGGUGGCAAAUACGUUCCACGCGCCGUGCUUGUCGAUCUGGAGCCGGGAACGAUGGACUCGGUCCGCUCGGGACCUUACGGGCAAAUCUUCCGCCCGGACAACUUUGUCUUCGGCCAGUCGGGCGCCGGCAACAACUGGGCCAAGGGCCACUACACCGAAGGCGCCGAGCUCGUCGACAACGUCCUCGACGUCGUCCGCAAGGAGGCUGAGGGAUGCGACUGUCUGCAGGGCUUCCAGCUGACCCACUCGCUCGGAGGUGGUACCGGAUCCGGAAUGGGCACGCUGUUGAUUUCCAAGAUCCGUGAGGAAUAUCCUGACCGCAUCAUGUCCUCGUUCUCGGUUGUGCCCUCGCCGAAGGUAUCUGACACGGUCGUAGAGCCCUACAAUGCUACUCUCUCCGUCCACCAGCUUGUCGAGAACACUGACGAGACUUUCUGUAUCGACAACGAGGCUCUUUAUGACAUCUGCUUCCGCACACUCAAGCUUACCAACCCGACAUAUGGAGAUCUCAACCAUUUAGUCUCGAUGACAAUGUCUGGUGUGACGACGUGCCUUCGUUUCCCCGGACAACUGAACGCCGAUCUGCGCAAGCUGGCCGUGAACAUGGUGCCGUUCCCUCGCCUUCACUUCUUCAUGCCUGGAUUCGCCCCGCUUUCCGCCAAGGGAACCGCCCAGUACAAGGCGCUGACCGUCGCCGAACUUACCCAGCAGAUGUUCGACGCCAAGAACAUGAUGGCCGCCUGCGACCCACGACACGGACGCUACCUCACCGUUGCGGCCAUGUUCCGUGGACGUAUGAGCAUGCGUGAGGUUGACGACCAGAUGAUGUCGGUGCAAAACAAGAACUCAUCCUACUUCGUCGAAUGGAUCCCGAACAACGUCAAGACGGCCGUUUGCGACAUCCCGCCCCGAGGGCUCAAGAUGGCCGCAACCUUCGUCGGAAACUCCACUGCCAUCCAGGAGCUUUUCAAGCGCAUCUCCGAGCAGUUCACUGCAAUGUUCCGGCGCAAGGCCUUCCUCCAUUGGUACACCGGCGAGGGCAUGGAUGAGAUGGAAUUCACCGAGGCCGAGUCGAACAUGAACGAUUUGGUUUCCGAGUAUCAGCAAUAUCAGGAGGCGACAGCCGAUGAUGAGGGUGGAGAGCUGGAUAUGGAUGCCACGAACCAAGAAUACGACCACGAA
Mesorhabditis spiculigera is the source of this 1347-nucleotide messenger RNA. The record is from the annotation of a GenBank genome assembly. NCBI's taxonomy places the organism in Eukaryota, Metazoa, Nematoda, Chromadorea, Rhabditida, Rhabditidae.